CUCUGGGGGAAGGGCCUCGCUGGCUGCGUCCGAGAGCGGACAAACUUGCGUAGUCUCACCGCGGCUCUCUCCGUGCCUUCCCACCUCUCUCUCUCUCUCUCUCUCUAUGGACGACCGGAGGCGAGAGGAGGACGCGGGGAUUGUUGUCGUCGGGACUGCAGCGUCUUUCCGGGCCAAGGCGAUGAUUUAACCACCGGGGGGAGAGCGACGAGAAAAACCGGGGUGCGCGCCGGGGAAACGGAGACACACGAGCGGAGAGGAGCGGGCUCAGCCGUCGGAGAUGUGCGGUCGGGCCGAGAUUGCGGCGGUAUCCCUGGACUGAGCAGAUUGUUCUGAGAGGAAACGGAUAACAAACAGGGGAAGUGAACAUGGCAGGGACCUCGGGCUUCUUUUCCAACGGACCUGUUCCGUGGAUGGACAACGACACGGAGAUGAACAACCUCUACCGAGACCUGGAGCUGGGGACAGUGCUGACGCUCUAUUACUCCAAGAAGUCCCAGCGGCCAGAGAGAAGGACAUUUCAAGUCAAGCUGGAGACCAGGACUAUUAUCUGGACUCGGGGCACGGAUAAAAUAGAGGGAGAGAUUGACAUUCGGGAGAUCAAGGAGAUCCGUCCUGGACAGAAGUCGCGCGACUUUGAGCGCUAUGUGGAGGACUCUGCAGCGCGGCUGGACCAGGCUCACUGCUUCGUCAUCCUGUACGGCACAGAGUUUCGCCUCAAGUCGCUCAGUCUGGCAGCAACAUCUGAUGAGGAGAUGACCAUGUGGGUGAAGGGGUUAACCUGGCUUGUGGCUGACACGCUGAAGUCACCAACCCCACUUCAGAUAGAGAGGUGGUUACGUAAGCAGUUCUACUCGGUUGAUCGCAACAGAGAGGACAGGAUAUCCUGUAAGGAUCUGAAGAGCAUGCUGAGCCAGGUCAACUACAGGGUGCCCAACAUGAGGUUCCUCCGAGAGAAGCUUCCGGACUCCGAGCUGAGGAACGGAGACGUGUCCUUCAGUCAGUUUGCCCAGCUCUACCGCAGCCUCAUGUUCGACGCUCAGAAAAACAUGGAGAUCCCGUUUCUACAAAGGUUUAUUGACAGACCAGAGCAGAGGAUGUCCCUGGAGGAUUUAAAGAGCUUCCUCCUGGAGUCUCAAAAGGAAACGUGGGCCACAGACAACAACAGUGUUCAGGAGUUUAUGUUCGGCUAUCUGAAAGACCCCCUGAGAGAAGUGGAACAGCCAUAUUUCCACCAAGACGAGUUCCUGACGUAUCUGUUCUCCAAAGAGAACACCAUCUGGGAUUCCACCCUGGAUCUAGUGUGUCCCGACAAUAUGAACAACCCUCUGUCCCACUACUGGAUCUCCUCCUCGCACAACACCUACCUGACGGGAGACCAGUUUUCCAGUGAAUCGUCCCUGGAGGCAUACGCUCGCUGUCUGAGGAUGGGCUGCCGCUGCAUUGAGUUGGAUUGCUGGGAUGGUCCUGAUGGAAUGCCAGUCAUCUACCACGGACACACCCUCACAACAAAAAUCAAGUUUUGUGAUGUCCUGACCACCAUCAAAGAGCACGCCUUUGUCACCUCUGACUAUCCCAUCAUCCUGUCCAUCGAGGAUCACUGUAGUAUUGUGCAGCAGAGGAAUAUGGCCACUUACUUUAAGAAGGUGUUUGGAGACCAGCUGCUGACCAAGGCGGUGGAUAUCGCGGCAGACGGCCUGCCCUCACCCAACCAGCUCAAGAGGAAAAUCCUCAUCAAGCAUAAGAAACUCGCAGAAGGCAGUGCCUAUGAGGAGGUGUCCACCUCCACUCCCUACUCAGAGAAUGAUAUCAGCAACUCCAUCAAAAACGGCAUCCUGUACCUGGAAGACCCAAUUAACCAUGAGUGGUAUCCUCAUUUCUUUGUCCUGACCAUGAGUAAGAUCUACUACUCGGAGGAGACCUCCAAUAACCAGGGAAACGAUGAUGAGGAGGAGCACAGAGAGGUGUCCAAUGGUAUGGACCAGCACGUGACAGAGAAAUGGUUCCACGGGAAGCUGGGCGCAGGGCGAGACGGGCGGCAGAUAGCCGAGAGGCUGCUGUCGGAGUACUGCCUGGAGACUGGAGCUCCUGAUGGCUCUUUCCUGGUUCGAGAGAGCGAGACCUUUGUGGGAGACUACACGCUGUCAUUCUGGCGGUCAGGGCGGGUGCAGCACUGUCGCAUCCACUCGCGUCAGGAGGCCGGCAGCCCCAAGUUCUACCUGACUGACAACCUGGUGUUCGACACGCUCUUUGCCCUGAUCACCCACUACCAGCAGGUGGCGCUGCGGUGCAAUGAGUUUGAGAUGAAGCUGACUGAGCCGGUGCCUCAGACCAAUGCCCACGAAAGCAAAGAGUGGUACCAUGCAAACCUCUCCAGGAGCCAUGCUGAGAACAUGUUAAUGAGGGUUCCUCGUGACGGGGCUUUCCUUGUCAGGAAGAGAGCAGAAGCCAACUCAUUUGCCAUUUCCUUCAGGGCCGAGGGUAAGAUAAAGCACUGUCGUGUGCAGCAGGAGGGUCAGACCGUGGUGCUGGGCACCUCAGAGUUUGACAGCCUUGUAGAUCUCAUCAGCUACUAUGAGAAACAACCUCUGUACCGCAAAAUGAAGCUGCGCUACCCCAUCAAUGAGGACACACUGGAGAAGAUAGGCACUGCUGAGCCAGACUACGGGUCACUGUACGAGGGCAGGAAUCCAGGUUUCUACGUGGAGGCCAACCAAAUGCCAACAUUCAAGUGUACGGUCAGAGCCAUGUACGAGUAUAAAGCCCAGAGAGACGAUGAGCUCUCCUUCACCAAAAACGCCAUCAUCUCUAAUGUGGACAAACAGGAAGGAGGAUGGUGGAAGGGCGACUGUGGAGGGAAGAAGCAGCUGUGGUUUCCUGCUAACUACGUGGAGGAGAUCAGUCCAUCAGCAGUGGAGCCUGACAGAACUGAGAUAACAGAGAACAGCCCCCUGGGAGAUCUGCUGAGAGGAAGCGUGGACGUCUCUUCCUGUCAGAUUGUUGUGCGUUCUGAUGGGAAAGGCAGCAGGCCCCACGUCUUCUCACUUGUGCCGAACACCUCCAUGCGGACGGGCCCAGUGCUGGAUGUUGCUGCCAGCAGCCAAGAAGAGCUCAAGGAAUGGGUGUUCAAAAUCCGUGAGGUCACCAUGACCUCAGAGGCAAAGCUGGAAGAGGGGAAGAUGAUGGAGAGGAGGAAGAAGAUCGCACUUGAAUUAUCCGAGCUGGUCAUCUACUGUAGGCCUGUGCCGUUCGAUGAAGACAAAAUCGGCACCGAGCGGGCCUGUUUCCGGGACAUGUCAUCAUUCCCGGAGACCAAGGCAGAGAAAUACGUCAACAAGAUCAAGGGGAAGAAGUUCCUGCAGUACAAUCGACUGCAGCUGUCCAGGAUCUACCCCAGGGGCCAGAGACUAGACUCCUCCAACUAUGACCCGCUUCCCAUGUGGCUCUGCGGCUCCCAGCUGGUAGCGCUCAACUUCCAGACCGCAGACAAGCCCAUGCAGAUGAACCAGGCCCUGUUCAUGUUGAACGGAAAGAGCGGCUACGUCCUUCAACCGCCCAUCAUGAGGGACGAUAGCUUUGAUCCGUUUGACAGACAUACGCUACGAGGCCUUGAUCAAACCACUCUAGAGAUAGAGGUUUUGGGCGCCCGGCACCUGCCCAAGCACGGACGUGGCAUAGUCUGUCCUCUGAUCGAGAUCGAGGUGUGCGGGGCAGAUUAUGACAGUGCCAAGCAAAAGACUGACUCGGAAGCUGAUAACGGUCUGAACCCCACGUGGCCCCAGAAGCCCUUCCAGUUCACUGUGUGCAACUCUGCAUUCGCCUUCCUACGCUUUGUGGUUUAUGAGAUUGACAUGUUCAACGACCCAAACUUCUUGGCCCAGGCCACAUUCCCCAUUCACGGUCUGAGGACAGGUUACAGAUCCGUUCCUCUGAAGAACAGCUACAACGAGGACCUGGAGCUGGCCUCUCUGUUAGUCCACAUGGACAUCAUCACAGGAAGGGAUGAGAACGGAGAGGUUCUGAGCCCGUUUCUUGCGGUUGGGGCCACGCCGGUGUCAGCAUCUGCCCAACCAGGCCGGGAACGGCUCGGGGAUUUGAGCUCGGUGUCUCCGACCUCCUCCAGCAUGUCUGCUCUGCCCCAGUCGCCGGCCCAGGCCAUGGCCUACGCGGGGAGGGAGGGUUCCUUUGAAUCCCGCUACCAGUCCCCUCUGGACGAAUUCAGGGUGCCCCAGGAGACCCUGCUGGACCACAUGGACGCUCAGAACAGAGGGAAUUUGCGGAGGACCCGUGUGGGUGGAGAGAACCGUGUCUAAGUCCAAGGCAAUCAGGACGAAUUUCUGUCGCACCCCCCCCACCGCCACCAUCACCUCAACCCCCCUUACUCCUCCUCCUCCUCCUCCUCCUCCUCACCCUGUCGCCUCCCCCCCGUACCGAUGAUGUCACUGACUGCUGUGAACACUGUUUCCAUGGAAACGCCCACCACCGCUUUGGCCUACAUUUCAGGCAGCUCUCCCUCCCUCCAUUUUCCAACACCCACCCCUCUGUCUCUCUCUCUCUCCCCUUUCUCCCUCUCUCUGGCGCUCUAUCCCCGGCCUGCCUCCUCAGUGCUCGCCUGAGGAGGAGAAGCGACUCGGACAUAAGAAGAGGGGAGGGUGUGUGUGUGGGGAGGGUGGGCGCUGCGAGGAAGCGGAGCACGGCGGACAGGAAGAAGAAACGGGACAUUCACAGGAGAACAAACACAAGGCUGAACGAGUUCCAGCUCUGGACGGGUCAUUUGCGGUGCAAGUCGUCCUCUAUUGUGUAUUAAGUGUGCACAACAGCUGCUUAGUUAGGAGGCUUUAGAGGAGGGACAGAGACGGAGCUCAAAGAGGUAUCAGUUUGAAACUGUCUCCCAGUUAACUUUCUUUGAUCUACUCUAUUUGGCGUAUAUGAACAUAUAUAUUUAUUCCUGCUAUGCUGUUGGCCAGAGAACAGCUGCAGCUGACCUGCUCUCAAAGAGCUCCUGUAUCCAUGUUUUUAAUUAUUAUAAUUAUUUAAACCUUUAGACAUUCAUAAUGUGACUUUUUUAUGUAUAUGUGUAAAACAUGAGGGCUCUCUAUGGCUAUUUUUAACAUCUCUCUCCUCUUUGCUUUGUGGAGGAAUGAGUCUCCAGUCUGACACAGUAAUCCUGGAGGGAUUUUACAUUUUUUUAUUUUUACCUUAUUUUUUAUUUUUUUCGGAAAGGCAUCAGGAAGAAGUCAUAACCUGUUGUUGUUGUUGUCGAAGCCGUGGGAGAGAAGGCAGCAGCUCAUUUUGUCUCGGAAAACACUCAAACACACACACAGUCAUUUUUACUUCAGCUAGUUUACAUUCCAAAACAGACUGCACAUCAUUCCAUUUUCCUGCACUGCAGACGCCUUCGGAAACCACACAACACAUUCACACAUCUGUCUCACUCGCUUCCAGUCUUACUCCUAAAUGGUCAUGUCUAUUUGAAACCUCACUCUUUGUUAAAGCAGGGACACAGUUUGACCCUAUGAGGGAUUGUGUUCUGAGUGUUUAAUGAGGCUUGUGGUCAGAAAGGUUUGAUUUCUUGCUUGUAUCGUCUCCCCGCGUGUUUUAAUGGCAGCACGCUCGUCUCGUCAAUCAAGACAGAGUUCAAACGGCUGCAGGCGAAGAAUGAAAAUACUGAUUGGAAUAACAGAAGUGUUGAGGAAAACAUUUAACACAUUUUAAAACAUUUUCAUUUACUGGGAACGUGGUGAAUGUUUCACAUCCAUCUGUACACCAUGAGUGAAUAUUGGAGUUGUAGAUUGUAGCACAGUUACACGUUUAACUGUGCAGCCACGUGUUCCCCGUAUUUAUAAUUGAAUGUUUUGUAAAUGCAGAUAUUUUUACUCACGUUUGUAUCUUUAAAACAAAAGCGACAGCCCCUUUAUUCGAUUACUGUGACACAAGUAUGUUUUAGUACCAACAGAUGUCUAAGCAAAGGUGACUCUCUGCAACCAGCUUGUUUUAGUUUGUGCAAAAAGAGUUUUUACAUGUUUGGAUGAGAAAUUUGUCGACAAACUCUAAGCAAGUGAGAAGGUUUGCGUUGCCAAAGUAAGGUGUUAAAAAAACAAAACGACUACUAGGCCAUAUUGUUUUGCAGCACCACACAGAUGUAGGGAACUGUGUUUGUGCUGCCGUUAUGUUCUGGUGAGUUUUGUCACUAAGCAGCUUCCCAGAAACCUGUGUGGGAUUUUAAGUUCCAGUGCCACGAGAUACAGUUAAAUGGCCACUGCCCAUGAGUUUAUUUAUGAUGAAAUGUACAAAAAUUGGGACUUUAUCUUGGUGAACGCCAAACGCUGCACUUCACAAUUCAUCGACCACAACUUCAGACCCUCGCUCGGCCUCCGACUCACAAAUGUUCAGACUUCUGUUGGGGUGAAGGUUGGUUUCCUCCUGAAUAUGCAGGGAGCUCUUCAUUUCCUGUGUGAGAGAGUGUGUUUGGGAGGAACAGGCCGAGCCGGAGCUUCAGACUUGGUUGUAGCUGUAGCUUUCUGUGGCUGAUGGCUGAUAAAAGGUGCCUGAGGGAGGGGUGGGGGGGGGGGCAGGAGGUCUGGGCCUCCAUAUAACUGACGGUGUUACCUUUCCAGGUUUGUAUCAGAAACAGUGUUUUCUCUGUGUGUGAUGAUAUAUGAUGUAAACUCAGUAUUGCCGCUCAGUGCUGAAACACUGAGACACACCUAAGCCAUAUGGUAUGAUUUAAGGUCAAAGCAGGGACAGGAGUGAAUGCUUGAGGACUCACUGAAACUUUUGUGGCAUCUUUUUUUUUUGUUUAUUUUGCGUGCCAUUAUUAAACCCAAAGUUCCUCCAUAUUACAUUAACUUCUCCAGCGGUCCAUGAAUGGUAUUUUUUUUUGUUUUUUGCGGAGAGCUCUCCCUCCAGUGCUGCAUUUCUCUUACUGUCUGCUAACAUCUAUACGUGCCUCCAUCUUUGUACACAUCACAUUAAAGCCUCAUCAUUCACGUGCCCCCGCUGGGCGUAACUAGCACCUGCACAGCCAUGGUACACCCACUCAGGUGUGGUCUCUUCAUUUGGACUGGUUGGACUUCACGUCAGCAGCUUUGUCUGGUUGACAUGUCCCUGACUCUCCUGCUGUACGUGUUGCAGCGGCAUCAACAGACUGUAAAGAGGUCAAAUCAGACAGAAUGACUUAGAGCGCCUGUGUGUGGGUGUGUUUGUACAAGGCCCUUAAGUGUCAUUUGUUCUUUUUGUUUUCAAUUGUGUCUGUUCCGUCUCAUUUACAGUCACCUUUCUGUAACGUGCCUAAACUAUGGAGAGGAAAAGUAUUCAUUUUAAUUUUGCCUUUCAUAUGAAACAUAUUCAAGCCUGAAAAGUAAAUAAAAUACUUACUACUUUA
Molecule: messenger RNA, 7384 nt
Organism: Hippoglossus stenolepis (Pacific halibut)
Lineage: Eukaryota; Metazoa; Chordata; Actinopteri; Pleuronectiformes; Pleuronectidae
Gene: plcg1
Product: phospholipase C, gamma 1
Exons: 33
Coding region: 369-4313 (1314 amino acids)
Biological process (GO): phospholipid catabolic process; positive regulation of epithelial cell migration; phosphatidylinositol-mediated signaling
Molecular function (GO): phosphatidylinositol-4,5-bisphosphate phospholipase C activity; protein binding
Source: RefSeq, a predicted model, not a curated record